This is a messenger RNA of Notolabrus celidotus (New Zealand spotty), 1984 nucleotides long. RefSeq names its product steroid 17-alpha-hydroxylase/17,20 lyase (gene cyp17a1). The transcript has 8 exons. The record is from RefSeq and is a predicted model, not a curated record. Gene Ontology annotation, molecular function: iron ion binding; heme binding; steroid 17-alpha-monooxygenase activity. Lineage: Eukaryota; Metazoa; Chordata; Actinopteri; Labriformes; Labridae. Gene Ontology annotation, biological process: hormone biosynthetic process; progesterone metabolic process. The coding region runs from base 95 to 1645 and encodes 516 amino acids.
GUGCAGCAGCUCGGAGCCCUCCUGCUCAGCUGCUUUCUGUGAUGCUCGACCUCCACUGAGCCAGACCCCUCUGUCAGGGCCCUCAGCUGCAGAUAUGGUUUGGUUUCUGUGUGUGUGUGUGUUUUUGGUCGUGGGUCUGGCACUCUUAGCCCUGCAUUUGAAACUCAGGAGGAAGUCUGUGCACGGCCUGCAGGAGCCCCCUGGACUUCCAGCUCUACCACUCAUCGGCAGUCUUCUGAGUUUACGGAGCCCACAUCCUCCUCAUGUGCUCUUCAAAGAACUGCAGCAGAAAUAUGGACAGACAUACUCCCUGAUGUUGGGCUCUCAUCGUGUCAUCAUCGUCAACCAUCACACACACGCCAAGGAAGUGUUAAUGAAGAAGGGGAAGAUAUUUGCAGGAAGACCCAGAACAGUAACCACAGAUAUCCUGACCAGAGAUGGGAAGGACAUUGCAUUUGGAGACUACAGCUCUACCUGGAGGUUCCACAGGAAGAUUGUGCAUGGAGCUCUGUGCAUGUUUGGAGAGGGCUCUGCUGCCAUUGAGAAGAUCGUCUGUGCAGAGGCUCAGUCUCUGUGCUCCAUCCUGUCUGAGGCGUCAGCGUCUGGACUGGCCCUGGAUCUGUCUCCUGAGCUGACUCGAGCCGUCACCAACGUCAUCUGCGCGCUCUGCUUCAACUCCUCCUACCAGCGGGGAGACCCAGAGUUUGAGGCCAUGCUGAGCUACAGCCAAGGCAUCGUGGACACAGUGGCAAAGGACAGCCUGGUGGACAUCUUCCCCUGGUUACAGAUUUUCCCAAACGCAGACCUUCACCUCCUCCGACAGUGUGUUGGAGUCAGAGACCAACUUCUACAGAAUCAAUAUGAUAAACACAAGGCAGACUACAGUGACCACGUGCAGAGAGACCUCCUGGAUGCUCUUUUGAGAGCCAAGCGUAGCGCAGAGAACAACAACAGCGCAGAGAUCAGUGCAGACUCAGUGGGCCUCAGUGACGACCACCUCCUCAUGACCGUGGGAGACAUCUUUGGAGCCGGAGUGGAAACCACCAGCACCGUGCUCAAAUGGGCCGUCGCAUACCUCAUCCACUACCCACAGGUGCAGAGACAUAUCCAGGAGGAGCUGGACACUAAAGUGGGGUUGGACCGGGCCCCUCAGCUCAGUGACAGAGGCAGCCUGCCCUACCUGGAGGCCACCAUCAGGGAGGUGUUAAGGAUCCGCCCUGUGGCCCCUCUGUUCAUCCCUCAUAUGGCCCUCAGUGACAGCAGCAUCGGAGAUUUCUCUGUGAGGAAAGGAACUCGAGUCAUCAUCAACCUGUGGUCUCUGCAUCACGAUGAAAAGGAAUGGAAAAACCCAGAACUCUUCGACCCUGGUCGGUUCUUGAACAGUGAAGGCACUGGUCUGAUCAUCCCCUCGGCCAGCUACCUUCCAUUCGGUGCCGGGGUCAGGGUGUGUCUCGGUGAGGCCUUGGCCAAGAUGGAGCUCUUCCUCUUCUUGUCCUGCAUCCUUCAGCGCUUCACCCUCACUGUCCCAGCAGGCCAUCCUCUGCCCAGUCUGGAGGGCAAGUUUGGUGUGGUCCUCCAGCCGGCCAAGUACAAAGUGAACACCACACCCAGACCGGGCUGGGAGAGGAACAAUCAGCCGUGCUGAGACUGUCCCCGUGCUGUCAACUGCAAUGCAUCUUAGUGGUGACCAGAGAGUCAAACACAGCAUGGAUCCCUGAACUGAACUUAUCACUCUAUGAACACAGGACUUUGUUAUUAUUGCUUCACACUGUAUCUCUCCCAGAUCUCCCUGCUACCAUUAGAUAGAAAAACAGCACUGAGCAGCAGUGAGAGGAAGGGUUGGAAAGGGAAUGCAUUUUAAGAUGAUGUUAAAAAGAAAGUGAGUGUUAGAAUUUGUAGAUUUGUUAAACUGUCUUGUUUCACCUCAUCACGCUUGGAAUAAAUUAAGAGGCACACAGUGGCUCACAGCAUGAAUGUAACUGAA